CUUCUAAAGGCGCUGAAACAGAAGCUUCACGAGAAGGAGGAGGUGCUGCUGGGAAAAACCCAGGUGAUUGAUGUUCUGCAGGGAGAGGUGGACAGCAGAGAUCAGGACAUAAAGGUCAGUGCAGAGCUCCUGUCAAAAACCAUCCUCAGACCUUUAAGUCAUCUGGUCUUUCCUCCCACACCUCUGAUCCUUAUGACUCAACAGUGA
Oryzias melastigma (Indian medaka) is the source of this 207-nucleotide messenger RNA. Its product is annotated as golgin subfamily B member 1-like. The record is from RefSeq and is a predicted model, not a curated record. Gene Ontology annotation, cellular component: Golgi apparatus. NCBI's taxonomy places the organism in Eukaryota, Metazoa, Chordata, Actinopteri, Beloniformes, Adrianichthyidae.